UAAAGAUUUAAUUAAUAUAGUUUAUUGAAAAAAACACAGGGGAAGUGAGAGAGAAAAAAAGCAGUGUAAAAAGAAAAUCUUAAUAAUUUUCUUGUUUAUUUGGCUUUGUUUAGGUUGAAGGAAAACGCAUCAACGAGAAGGCGAAGUCUGAUUUGAGAACAAAAAAUGGGUUUCAUAAUGGAAUUCGCUGAGAAUUUGGUUCUGAAAUUGAUGGAAGAUCCAAAGGAAAGGGAUCGUAGAUUCAGGGAACACGUCUAUAAGGUGAAAGAUAGAUGCGCAAAGACGAAGGAGAUGUGGAGUUACCCUAUGCGGCCAUACGGGUUCUGGACAUUCGAGCGCCACAAUUCUCAGCUUGCUUGGGAUGCGCAGAUUAGUCAAGUUGCUGGUCGAAGGGACCCUUAUGAUGAUAUCCUUCGUCACUACCCUGCCUCAUCUAAAUGAG
This is a messenger RNA of Lathyrus oleraceus (garden pea), 442 nucleotides long. RefSeq lists its product as uncharacterized. The transcript is spliced from 2 exons. Gene Ontology annotation, cellular component: respiratory chain complex I. The record is from RefSeq and is a predicted model, not a curated record. Bases 166 to 441 code for a protein of 91 amino acids. Lineage: Eukaryota; Viridiplantae; Streptophyta; Magnoliopsida; Fabales; Fabaceae.